Molecule: messenger RNA, 405 nt
Organism: Oldenlandia corymbosa var. corymbosa
Lineage: Eukaryota; Viridiplantae; Streptophyta; Magnoliopsida; Gentianales; Rubiaceae
Source: the annotation of a GenBank genome assembly
AUGGCUAGCAGGAAGAAGAAAGGAAAAGUGCAGACGAAACCACGCACUGCUACGCAAUCUCCAAAUGAAUUUCUUGGCUCUACAAGUACUCAAAGGGUAGAAGGAACAAAGGGGAAAUCUAAUGGAAAUCGCACGAUUCUACAGCAAGAAAAGGAGUUGACUCGUUUAGUAGCCGCGAUUGAAGAAGGUGCAAAGUGGAAGGAUGUGAGUAAAGGGUUGAAUUCUAAAGACGUGAUGACAGCCAAAGUUGUUGGGGAGAGCCCUAGUUUCAGUGAAGUAAAAGGGAAAGGUAAAGAGCAGGUCCUAGACAAUCCAGCAAAUACCAAUGCUACUAAGGGAGAUACUGCUGGGAUUCCUACACCUGAGGGAUCCUACGAUUCUCGACUACUAAUGGUAUUAAGUUGA